Gracilinanus agilis (Agile Gracile Mouse Opossum) is the source of this 1231-nucleotide messenger RNA. Its product is annotated as patatin-like phospholipase domain-containing protein 6. Lineage: Eukaryota; Metazoa; Chordata; Mammalia; Didelphimorphia; Didelphidae. The annotation marks the transcript as partial. The record is from RefSeq and is a predicted model, not a curated record. Gene Ontology annotation, cellular component: endoplasmic reticulum. Gene Ontology annotation, biological process: phosphatidylcholine metabolic process. Gene Ontology annotation, molecular function: phosphatidylcholine lysophospholipase A1 activity. The transcript has 9 exons.
CUGGAGCAGAGGCUGGAGAGCACAGCCGUGCGGGCGCUGAAGCAGCUGGUCCUGCUGCACCGGGAGGAGGGCCCGGGGCCCACCCGCACCGUCGAGUGGCUCAACAUGCGCAGCUGGUGCUCGGGCCACCUGCACCUGCGCUGCCCGCGCCGCCUCUUCUCCCGCCGCAGCCCUGCCAAGCUGGAAGAGCUGUAUGAGAAGGUCUUCUCCCGAGAUGCCGACCGCCACAGCGACUUCUCGCGCCUGGCGCGGGUGCUGACGGGGAACACCAUCGCCCUGGUCCUGGGAGGGGGCGGGGCCAGGGGCUGCUCCCAUAUCGGGAUGCUGAAGGCUCUAGAGGAGGCCGGUGUGCCUGUGGACAUGGUGGGCGGCACAUCCAUCGGCUCCUUCAUUGGGGCCCUGUACGCAGAGGAGCGCAGCGCGAGUCGUACUAAGCAGCGUGCCCGAGAAUGGGCCAAGAAGAUGACAUCAGUGUUUGAGCCGAUGCUGGACCUCACGUACCCCAUUACCUCCAUGUUCUCAGGCUCUGCCUUCAACCGAAGUAUCUACCGUGUUUUCCAGGACAGGCAAAUUGAGGAUCUGUGGCUGCCUUACUUCAACGUGACCACAGAUAUCACAGCCUCAGCCAUGCGUGUGCACAAGGACGGGUCUCUGUGGCGGUACGUCCGGUCGAGCAUGACGCUCUCGGGCUACCUGCCCCCUCUGUGUGACCCGAAGGAUGGCCACCUGCUCAUGGAUGGCGGCUACAUCAACAACCUGCCAGCUGAUAUUGCCCGGAACAUGGGGGCCAAGACCGUGAUAGCCAUCGACGUAGGCAGUCAGGACGAGACUGACCUGAGCAACUACGGGGACAGUCUGUCGGGCUGGUGGCUCCUCUGGAAGCGUCUCAACCCCUGGGCAGAGAAGGUCAAGGUGCCGGACAUGGCCGAGAUCCAGUCCCGCCUGGCCUACGUGUCUUGUGUGAGGCAGCUCCAGGUUGUGAAGUCCAGUUCGUACUGUGAGUAUCUGCGGCCGCCCAUCGACUGCUUCAAGACCAUGGACUUCGGCAAGUUUGACCAGAUCUAUGAUGUGGGUUAUCAGCAUGGGAAGCUGGUGUUUGCGGGCUGGAGCUGCGGGAACAUCAUCGAGAAGAUGCUGAGGGACACGCGUUCUACUGACCUUAAUGAGAGUCAGCGCAACCCUGAAGUAAGCUACUGACCCCUCUGCCGUGGUGGACCCCCCAACUCAAAUC